AGUGGCAAACUCAAAUCGCAAGCUGCGCCUGCUCGUAGUGUUGUUGUCAGAAAAAUGGCGGCACUGCUGCUGCAAGAGUUGGAAGCUUCCGAGCUAUCUAAGUUACCAAAAACAAUUCAAAACAAACUCGAGAGGAUUCUUUCGGAUCAGCAAUAUGAAAUCGAUUCUUUGAAAGCACAACAGGAACAAUUUCGGGUUGACAGCGAGCAACAUUUCUUUGAGAAAGUGAAACGACUUGCUCAGUGUCAGGAAGAAUUUCUGUCCCAGACUCAAGAACAUCUCAAACUCAAAGAGGAGUUUACCAAGCUUGACGAGGAGCUUAAAAGUGUGCGUGAGAAGAAUAGGGAAUAUGAAUCCGCCCAAGAGAGGUUGUCAUCAGAGCAGACUUUGCUGUCAAAAGCCAAAUUGGAACUGGAGGCAGAGAAGCGAGAGCUUGUGCGAACACUGGAGAGGAGAUCUGUGGAAGUGGAGCAUUUAAAUGAUGACUUCAGGCAACUCAAUGACAAGUUGGUGGAAGUCAACACCUCUAAGAUGGCACUGCAGAUGAAGUUAGAUGAACUUGAAUCAGCUGAAGUCAACAUUAAAUACAAGGAGAAGCGUAUGGAACAGGAGAAGGUGCUGCUGCAUGGCCAAACAUCUUGGCUGAAUGAAGAAUUGAAGGCUAAGAGUGAGGAACUGCUGUCCCUGUCCCGACAGAAGGGAAACCAGAUCCUGGAACUGAAAUGCAACCUGGAGAACAAGGAAGAUGAGUUGAACAGACUCCAAGACCAAGUUGGCAGUUUGAAGACUUCAAAUGAACACCUUCAGAAGCAGAAUGAGGACAUGAUCAGCAAACUAAAAGAAGCCAAGGAACAACACGCCACCAUGGAGGAAAAGUUCAGAAACGAGCUGAAUGCCAACAUUAAGCUUUGUAAUCUAUACAAGGGAGCAGCAGCAGAUUCUGAGGCAAAAAGCGAAGAGCUGAAUCGGGCAGUGGAGGAACUGCAUAAGCUACUGAAGGAUGCUGGAGAAGCCAACAAGGACCUUGAGGAGAAGUUGCAGGAGAUGAAUGGUGCCACAGACAAGAGUGUAGCUGAGCUAAAGGAGAGGAUCCAGGGUCUUGAGAAAGAGCUGGACAAUGCUAAUGAGCUGCUGUCAAGUUCUAAACUUAGAGGCCCUGUCGGUACAACAUCUGUGCUCACAGAGGAGCAAAUGAUAACAAUGUCUCCAACAGCAGCUGCUGUAUCCAAGAUAAAGCCCGGCAUGAAGCUGACAGAGUUGUAUACAGCAUAUGUGGAGAGCCAGGAGCAGCUGCAGUUGGAGCGAUUGGAGAACAAGCGGGUCAAUAAAUACCUGGAUGACAUUGUACAGGAAGUGGAAGCAAAAGCCCCUAUCCUCAAACGGCAAAGGGAUGAACAUGAGCGCAUGCAGAAGUCAGUGGCCAGUCUUUCUGCCAAGCUGGAGCAGGCUGUUCAGGAGGUGCACCGUCUGCAGAAAGAAGCUGAUGAAGCUAACAAGCGCUCCUCUGUUCUGGAAAGGGAAAGCCAGAGGUGUGAACUGCAGCUGGGAGACAUGGCUCAGCAGGUGCGUGUGCUGCUGAUUGAGCUGGAAGAGGCUCGUGGAAACCAUGUGGUUCAUGAAGAGGAGGUGAGCUCAGCCGACGUCAGCAGCACGUCAGAGGUGAUCAGCCAACACUUGGUGACCUUCCGCAGUGUAGAGGAGCUACAGCAGCAGAACCAGCGUCUUCUGGUGGCCCUCAGGGAGCUCAGUGAUGCCCAGGAAAGAGAGGAGUUUGAGGCGACUGGCAAUAAGCGUGGUGAACUGGAGCACAGUUUGGAGAAAGCCCAGGUUGAGCUGGAGUCCCUGAAAGAGCAACGCAGCCAACAGGUUAAGAUGACUGAGUCCAUUGUGAGGCAGAGGGACAUGUACCGUGUGCUGCUGGCUCAGGCAACCGGAGUAAGCUUCCCUCAGCAAGGUACGCAAUCUGAGGAGUUCUCCCUUACCUCCACCCCACGACGCUCACCUGCAGCCAUUCCCACCACAGGAACGCCCACUGCACUCGUCUCCAUGGCAACAGAGUCUGCUGAAGCAUUGGAGGCCAAGGCAGCUUUGCGACAGUUGCAAGAGGUAUUCUCCACCUAUAAGAAAGAGCGUGUGGAGAGUGACAAGGCACUGACUGAGCAGAACGAGAAGCUCCAGGAGCAGCUCUCUGUCCUCCACUCCCAGAAUGCCAAGAUAUCCACCCAAUUGGAGUUUGCCUCCAAGAGGUAUGAGAUGCUGCAGGACAACGUUGAGGCCUACAGGAAAGAGAUUGCUUCUCUCAGAGAGAAAGGACAGAAGAUGGCUACUGCCACACAGAAGCAUGAGCAGACCAUCCACACUUUGAAUGAAGAUCUGAGAGCUGCCAAAGAGAAACUCGCCAUGGCUGAGGGCCGUGCUGAGAGCCUGCGUAAGGAGAGAGACAUGCUGAAGCUGGUGGAGUCCAGGUUGAAUCAGGAGAAAGAGACAAUCCUGAGCCAACAACAGACCCAGAAUGUGCUGCUGACCAACCUCCAGGCCAUUCAGGCCACUCUUGAGCGUUCAGAGACUGAUACACGUCAGCGUCUAAACAGCCAGUUGGAGAAGCAGGAACGAGAUAUCUCCCAGCUCCAGAAGAGGCUGGAGCACGAAGUGGAACAACGCCACCUGCUCAGCAGAAACCAGGAAAUCCAGUUGAUGGAGGCAAAGAGGCAGCUUGAGACACAGGUGGUUUUACACCAGAAGACCAAGGAGCUGCUGAAUGCUGCCGAGUUGGAGCUCAACACCCUCAGGCUGCAGCAAGGCACCAGUGAAGCACGUCACACCCUGAGCUCCCCCUCCACACCCAUCAGAGGCAUGCAGGGUUCAGAUCAAGACAGAGAGGACCUACAGGGCCGUCUGCGGCUGGCUGAAACCCGGGCAGAGGAGCUGGCAGAGAACCUCAGGGCAGCCACCUCCAGCAUGAAGCAGUACAGAGCCAUGGCUCAGAGCUUGGAGGAGUCCCUCGACAAAGAGAAACAGGUAACAGAGCAGGCACGCUCAUCCAUUGAAGCUCGUAUGAUGGAGGCUGAGAAGCAGCACCGCAGGCUGGAGGAGAAGCUUCUGGAAGCAGAGAAAGAGAAACAAGAUUUGGAGGAGCAGAAGAGGAGAGCCCUGGCUUCUCUGGAGGAACAGAUGAACAGUCUAAGGAGCAGUCUCAGCAGUGCCCAGGCAGAUCACCAGGCGGUGCUACAGCAAGUGGCAGUAGCUGAAGCCCAGCAGCAGCAAGCUCUACAAGACAGCCAGGAGCACGCUAAGCUGGCAGCUGAAGCACAAGAUAAGUAUGAGCGGGAGAUGAUGCUGCAUGCAGCAGACGUGGAGGCCCUGCAGGCUGCUAAAGCUCAGGCCCUACAAGCCAUCGGGCUCAAACACCAGCUGGAGGAGAGAUCCCAGAGGGUCAGUGCAGAGCUACUGGAGGCCAGGGUCUCCUGGGAGGAGCAGGAAAAGAUCCUCAAGGAGGAGAUGUCCAAGAUGGAGAGCCGCUAUGAUGAAUUGCAGCGGCAGAACACCCUCCUGCAUGAGCAGAUCCAGACGAUGAGCAGCAAGAUGGCUGACAAAUUGCAACGUGCUGCCAGUGAGAAUCCCAUGAACAUCUCCCUGACUGAAGAUGGCAAAUCUCAAGACCAAGUCCUUGAGAUUCUCAGGUUUGUACGUCGGGAGAAGGAGAUUUCAGAGUCUCGUUUUGAGAUUGCCCAAGGGGAGAGUUUGCGUUACCGUCUGAGGGUGGAGCACCUGGAACAAGAGCUGAAGGAGGCACAGGACAGCUUGAGUGCCGCAAAGGAGAGGAUGCAGGUGACAGCGAAGACCCUGGCUCAGCAUGAUGAGCUGAUGAAGAAGACCGAAACAAUGAGCAUCCUGAUGGAGACCAACAAGAUGCUGAGAGAGGAGAAGGACAAGAUGGAGCAAGAACUGCAGCAAACCCAAGCUAAGGUACAAAAGCUGGAGUCAGACAUCAUGCCACUGCAGCAAGCCAACUCUGAGCUGAGCGAGAAGAGCGGUAUGCUGCAGGCGGAGAAGAAGAUACUGGAAGAGGAGGUCAAGCGCUGGAAAGCUCGGUCCCAGCAUUUGGUGAGCCAGCAAAAAGAUUCAGAUCCGGAAGAGUACAAGCGUCUGCACUCUGAAAAGGAGGCACAUCUCAAACGCAUUCAGCAGCUCAAUGAGGAGAGCAUCAGAUUUAAAGCAGAGGUGGCCAGGACCAAUAAUCUAACAACAUCUCUGCAAAGCCAGAUACAGAACUUGCGUGACAGUAUGAAUAAAAUAACUGAUGAGAGGAAUACGCUGAAAAAGGACCUGGAUACCAAGAACCAGGAACUCCAGGAGAAGGCGCGAACUAUCACCCAGGUCAAGAAGAUUGGACGCCGUUACAAGACUCAGUAUGAUGAACUCAAGGUGGAACAUGACAAGUUGGUAGCUGAAGCCACAGCAGGCCCAUCCCAAGAAGAGGAGGCACGUCAAGCCUCAGCUCAGGAGCUGCAGAGCCUCAGAGAUUCUCUGAGCCAGGCCGAAGCCAAGACCAGAGAGCUGGAAGUACAGCUUGAGAACAUGAACAAGGUGGUUACAGAGCGUGAGACUGAAGGGCGUAAUGCCCAGGAGCAGUCCUCCAGGCUGCAGACAGAGCUGGCCAGGUUAAGGCAGGAGCUGCAGGAUAAAGUUUCUCAGGAAGACACGCUGAGACAGCAGAUGACUGAGAAGGAGGAUAAGACCAGGAAGGCCAUCGUUUACGCCAAGCAGAAGAUUAGUCAGCUCAUGGGCACCAAAGACCAGCUGCAGCAGGAAAAUGAGGAGCUAAAGCAACAGCGUGAGGAGCUGGAGGUGCGAGUGAGCGCUCUCAAGUCUCAAUACGAGGGCCGCCUGAGUCGACAAGAGAGAAAACUGAGAGACCUGCAAGGCCAACAGGAGAGACAAGAGCAGAGAGACGAGCCACCUGAGGCAGGUCCCAGCAAGACCCAGGAGCAGCAGAGGAGCACAGAACAGAGACAGAUCAGUCUGAAGCCAACCCCAGCUGCAGACAGGGGCAGUGCCAGCACAUCUGAGCCUCCAACUGCCAACAUUAAGCCAACACCUGUAGUGGCUACAGCCAGCAAGCAGCCUGUCAAUCCGGGGAACAAACCCACUCCAAGAGCAAGCAUCAGGCCUAUGAUCACCCCAGCCACUGUACCCACCCCAACACCCACGGCUACUGUCAUGCCCACCACACAGGUGGAGACCCAGGAAGCAAUGCAGUCUACUGAAGGCCCACCAGUGGAGCAUGUGACUGUGUACGGCAGUGCUAGCGGCUCGGUGCGCUCCGCCAGCCCCAACGUCCAGACCACUUUAGCUAGCCCCAUGCUGACUGUGCAGCAGACCCAGACACAAGCCACAGCAUUUGUCCAACCAACUCAGCAACAGAGCGUGACCCAUGCAGAGCCAGCCAAUCAGGAGCCACCCCCAGUGGUCAUUGAGGCAACACCUAGCUCACAGGUGGAAUGGCCUUCAACGUCUUCCACCUCCUCUGUGUUUGGGACUGUUUCAGCAACACCAGGAACCUCUUCCAUGUCCAAGAGGCCUCGUGAGGAGGAGGAGAGCGCCACAAUGGUCACUGACACAGAGGCCACUCAGGAGGAUACCUCCAGGGCUCCUAUACCUAAAAAGCUGCGCAUCAUCCAAAGAGUGGGCCCAGAGGAGGAGGUGCUGGUGGAGGACAGUUCUGAGGCUGAGGGGAUGGUGCCAACAGACACACAAGAUGGUGAAACAAGCCAGACAGAGGAGUUUCCAGCACUGGAGGAAGGAGAUGAGGGUGCAGCCUCCCAGUCUGUCAUGAUGGACCAAGAGGUUACCCUGACCCAAAGUGACACCCCUGACCAGGUGGAGCAGGAAGUAAUCAUCAUAGUAACAGACACAGAGAGUGAGGAUGACCAGGAAGAGGAGGAUGAAGAGGAAGAGGAGCAGGACUACGAGGAAGAGGAAGAAGAGGAAGAGGAAGAAGAGGAGGAGGAAGAUGAAGAGGAGGAAGACGAUGGAGAGAUGGGGGAGGAAGGAGAGGACAGUAACGAGGGGAGCGGUGACGGCAACGAGGCUUACGAGGGAGACGACACAGAGGGAGCUGAUGUAACAGAUCCGGGCACAGAGACGGAGGAGAGUUUGGGAGCGUCUGACUCCACCCAGAGGCCAGCAGAUUCCCAGACACCCUGCUUCGAGGGCAGUACAAUGGAUGCCUUCUCCACAGAACAACCUAUCACAAGCUCUGGUACAAGGAUGCCCCAGUCACCACGGAGACCAACACAUCAGCUGCCCCCUCGCCUGAACAUCCACCCCGCCCCGGCAUCAGAACUGGGGCCACCUGCUCAGGUUCAGCGUAUCCCCGUUCGUCGCGUCCCUCAGCUCACUUCCGGGGUGCCGGGCAGCACUCAGCAAUUCUUUGAUGAUGAUGACAGGAUGGUUCCCAGCACUCCUACUCUGCCACACCGCUCCGAUAGUUUUGACCAGGCCAUCCAUUCUCCUCAAGUGGCUGGUGUGCCUCGCUUCAGGUUUGGUCCUUCAGAUGAUAUGCCACAGACCAGCUCCUCCUCGCACUCUGACCUGGGACAUCUCGCGUCACAAGGAGGUCUUGGGAUGUAUGAAAGCCCCUUGUUCCUAGCAACUCAUGAAGAGGAGUCUGGUGGACGCAGCGUUCCCACUACACCGUUACAAGUUGCAGCACCAGUAACGGUAUUCUCAGACGGGGCUCAGUCUGACGCCACUGAGCACGCCUCCCAGUCAGUUCCCAUGGUGAGCACGUCCACACCAGGCCUGGUUGUGCCAGGAGCAGCCGGCACAGGGGAGGAGAGAGACGACGUCUUCCUGGAGCCAGACACUGAUAGGUCCAGUGCAGAAGUGUCAGUGGAUCCAGUGGUCUCACAGGGAGAUAUAGAGGAGCCAAGCCAGCCAUCUGACAAGGCCAGCCUCCCCUCCACCAGUCAGGAGCCCUCCUCCAGCUCUGCAGAUACAAGCAGUGCUUCACCUAAACCCUCUAGACCUGGACCCAGUAGACAGCUGCAGCGCUGGCCAGAACACCGUGGUGGCCGCAUGAAGAGAGGAGGUCAGGGAUUUCCUUCUCGGGGUGUACAUGGGAGACGAUUCGUGAGAUGAAGCACUAAUGAGAAAACAACCAUGACUGGAGAACUUGCCAUUCCCAUCAGAAACACGACACAUUUUCCAAUCAGAGUAUUCAGAUUCUAUAUUCAGCGAUAAUGUUCACUUGUUCUGAAGCCUGUUGUUUUUUGUUUUGCUUUCGUUUUUAAUGUGCUUGUAAGUACCUUUUUGUAAUCAGUCCAUGCUGAAGCAGUGUGUUUUAUGAAGAAUGCAAUAAACUUAAACUAUAAGAAAAACACAA
Molecule: messenger RNA, 7387 nt
Organism: Siniperca chuatsi (mandarin fish)
Lineage: Eukaryota; Metazoa; Chordata; Actinopteri; Centrarchiformes; Sinipercidae
Gene: tprb
Product: translocated promoter region b, nuclear basket protein
Exons: 51
Coding region: 55-7143 (2362 amino acids)
Biological process (GO): protein import into nucleus; mRNA export from nucleus
Cellular component (GO): nuclear pore
Molecular function (GO): structural constituent of nuclear pore
Source: RefSeq, a predicted model, not a curated record